Mycosarcoma maydis (corn smut) is the source of this 267-nucleotide messenger RNA. RefSeq lists its product as uncharacterized. Lineage: Eukaryota; Fungi; Basidiomycota; Ustilaginomycetes; Ustilaginales. The transcript is spliced from 3 exons. Bases 1 to 267 code for a protein of 88 amino acids. The record is from RefSeq and is a predicted model, not a curated record.
AUGGCAGACGUUACACCAGAACGGAGGAAUGAAGAAAUCCAUCGCCAGCUUCACACCUUGCAGGUUCUCGAGGCGGAACUCAGGUCGCUGAAACCAGGCGCGAAAGUAUACAAUGCCAUCUCGACGCCGCUCGACAAAGCACGUGUGAUACCACAUGCCCACAACCAGAUGGCCUUGUUCCCAAAUUUAGAUUCCAAGACGGCGCUCAAGGAUGUAGAACGGCAAAAAAAGGUGCUUCUGGCGAACCUCGCCCAACUCGAACCGUAG